CAAAAGUCAAUGAUCAGUGAUUAAGACAAUGUAGAUACAAGUUAAUCAACAGAUCAUUCAUAACCUUGAUUAGUUAAUUUAGUUACUAUGCAAUUGAACUAAAUUAACUUGUCUAAAGACAAUUUCAAGGUUAAAAUGUAGUUUAACUCUCAAUACGCAAUUAGUUAAUUCUUGUUGAAUGUUGAGAAGAAAAAAAUCUAACACUCAAGACUCGAUAAUCGAUUACAAUUAACACCGAACACAAUUAAAUCUUCAACACCACGAAAUGAAAUGUCGACACUUUGAUUGAAAGUUAAUCAAAUAACAACUUUAAUUAGUGAAUUAAAUCAUGUUACCUGGAGAACAAUCAACAACAACAAUUUUGUCUUGUUCAUCAUUCGUUAAUCAUUUUUACAGAAUUCAUUAUUUCCUGUGGUUCUCGUCACUUUCCGGAGUUUUACCUUAUUAUGUUGUCUUUGUCCGAACUUACACUUCCGCUUCCGCUUCAUGGAUUGGAACUUUGUUCAGUCUCUUACCAUUUGUCGCCUUUUUCACUAAUCCCUUUUUCUGUUCCCUGGCAGAUAAAUCAUCUAAUCACCUGAAAUACUUGCUAAUCUUUAUUGGAUUAACGUGUACCGGUUAUGGUUUAUUAUUAAUCAUACCAACAGUUGACAGUCCGCUUGUUUCAUGGUCACUUUCAAUGGUAUUACUGUUGAUCGCUUAUCCCUCAAUGGCAACGGUCACUUCCCUGACCGAUUCAAUUGUCAUGAUGAUGGUUACAUCAUCUUCAGGGGAUGUUAAUCUUGAUAGUAAAUCGUCAAGAUUGACCUUUGGUCAAGUUCGCGUAUGGGGAACCAUUGGUUACGGAUUUUUCGGAUUCAUCUCUGGACCAAUUAACUCAAUUAACUUUGAUCAAUCUUAUCUUCAAUUGGGUUACAUGUUCAUAAUUAUUUGUUCCGUUGACUUUUUAAUUGUUGCAAUUGUUUUAAUCAUAAUUUAUAAACGGAAACAAAACUUAUCAUCAAAUUUAAAUUGUCCAGACAAGAGUGAAGGUCAACACGAUGACCGGAUGUUGACAAUAACCAAUGAUAAAUUCAAAUCACGGAAAAAUUAUCAACAAGAGAUUGUAACACUAGUUAAUCAUGAUAAUCAAGUGAAUAAUUAUUGUCAUGUUAAUCAACUGGUAAAUGGACAAUCAACUAAUCAUUGGAAAAGUUUUGCAAGUUUAUUCAUUAAUCAUCCAACAAUCAUUCAACAUACAAUCAUAUUGAUUGGUCAAGGGAUCCUCAUGUCCUGCCACUGGUCAUUUUUUUACUGGUACCUGGAAACAAUUAGUGGACCGGACACAAUUUUGAUGGGGUUAACCUUGUUAAUUGGCUGUUUCUGUGGGGAAUUAACUUUCUUUUACUUUGGCAAUUUAAUUGUUGACCAAAUUGGACCAAGCAACUCAUUUAACAUCAGUUUAAUUGCUUUUGCAAUUCAAUAUUUCAGUUAUGCUUUUCUAAUUGUUCCCGGUAAUCAAUAUCUAGUUUGUUUCACUGAAAUCCUUCAGGGUCCGACAUUUGGACUAUUUUAUACCGCGAUGACCCAUAUUGGUCAAGAAUAUGCAGAUAAACAGUUGACCAGUGAAACCGAUAGAUUGAAAUCUAAUUGUCCGAAAGUGUCCCAAUUAUCCACCGAUGAUGAAAAUAAUAGUAUUAAAUUUAAUGGAGGUCAUCAAGAUGACCAAGGUAAGAUUAAAAUUCAUUCAACUUUACAAGGUUUUCUAUCUGGAUGCUUAGAGGGAUUAGGAUUAGGAUUAGGUUCACUUGGGGCUGGACUAAUUAUUGACCAUUAUGAUGUAAAAACCAUGUGGAUUUCUGCUGGUUCAUUGUCAAUCAUUUUGUUAACUUUUAAUUUAUCAUUACAAUUAAUUGAUAAACUGUUUACUAAAAGAUAAACACAGUUAUCAUUGAUGGUCAGUUAAUCUUGAUGACCAUUGAUCAUCUCAUUCUGAUGUUUUCAUAUAAAAUAAAAUGGACACUUGAUUGUUUUGUUUA
Molecule: messenger RNA, 2018 nt
Organism: Panonychus citri (citrus red mite)
Lineage: Eukaryota; Metazoa; Arthropoda; Arachnida; Trombidiformes; Tetranychidae
Cellular component (GO): membrane
Source: RefSeq, a predicted model, not a curated record